AUCUUCGAGGACAACCACACUUUAGUUCCACCAGUUUUUGUCUCUCCAACAGUCAUGAUCCUAAGCAUUGCCCUCAUUUGGACCAUAGUUGUUGGGCUCUGUUGUUGUCUUUGGCUUAUUACAGGAAUACGCAGAAGACAGCCUGGGGAGCCUCCAGUAGAAAAUGGUUGGAUCCCUUACCUUGGUUGUGCUCUUCAGUUUGGGGCCAAUCCUUUGGAGUUUCUUCGGAGCAGACAGAAGAAGCAUGGUCACAUUUUUACAUGCAAGAUCGCUGGGCAGUAUGUCCAUUUCCUUUGUGAUCCAUUCUCCUACCAUGCCGUCAUCCGCCAAGGAAGGCAUCUAGACUGGAAGAAAUUCCACUUUGAUGCCUCUGCAAAGGCAUUUGGUCACGAGAGCAUGGAUCCCAGUCACGGUUACACCACAGAGAACCUGCAUCAGACCUUCCUGAAGACCCUGCAAGGGGAGGCCUUGUCUCCUCUCAUUGAGACCAUGAUGGAAAACCUACAGAGCACCAUGCUGCAGUCAGGUGUGCUGAAGGCCAAACCUUCCGAAUGGCAGAGUGAUGGUAUUUUCGCCUUCUGCUACAAGAUCAUGUUUGAAGCAGGCUACCUGACCCUCUUUGGAAAGGAAUUGGAUGGAGACCAGAGCAUUGCACGGCAGCAGGCCCAAAAAGCUCUGGUGCUCAAUGCACUAGAGAACUUUAAAGAGUUUGAUAAGAUCUUUCCUGCUCUGAUCGCUGGGCUCCCGAUUCACGUUUUCAAGAGUGCCUACAGCGCUCGCGAGAACUUGGCCAAGACGAUGCUCCACGAGAACCUCAGCAAGCGUGCCAACGUGUCUGACCUCAUAUGCUUGCGCAUGCUCUUGAAUGACACAUUAUCUAGCUUCAAUGAGCUGAGCAAAGCCAGGACCCAUGUGGCCAUGCUGUGGGCUUCACAAGCCAACACUUUGCCUGCAACCUUCUGGACCCUGUUCUAUAUGAUCAGGUGCCCAGUGGCCAUGAAAGCUGCUAGUGUGGAAGUGAGGCGAACAUUUGAAACUUCUUGUCAGAAAGUCGAUCCUGUGAAUUCUCGACUUGUACUUACAAGGGAACAGUUGGACAACAUGCCAGUUCUAGACAGUAUCAUUAAAGAGGCGAUGAGGCUGUCCAGUGCGUCCCUGAAUGUGAGAAUUGCAAAGAGCGAUUUCCUUCUUCACCUGGACAACAGCGAGUCUUACCACAUCCGAAAAGAUGAUGUAAUAGCUCUGUACCCCCCGAUGAUUCACUUUGAUCCUGAGAUCUAUGAAGAUCCUUUGACAUAUAAGUAUGACAGAUACCUUGACGAGAAUGGACAGGAAAAGAACAGCUUUUACCGAAACGGACGCAAACUUCGUUAUUACUACAUGCCCUUUGGCUCUGGGGUGACCAAGUGUCCUGGCCGCUUCUUUGCUGUUCAUGAAAUCAAACAGUUCCUGUCUCUGCUGUUAGCGUACUUUGAAAUGGAGCUUUUAGACCCUGAUGUGAAAGAGCCUCAGUUGGAUCAGUCUCGGGCCGGACUGGGUGUUUUGCAGCCCACCUACGAUGUUGACUUUCGAUACAGACUGAAAUCUCACUAGGAAUCUCACACAUUUAAUUAUGGACUGUCGACUUAAACUGUAAAUAAUGUACAUUUUGCAUCAUGUCCAAGCAGACAAAUGUGAAUAGGUCUCAAUUGUCUUUCUAUUCAGGUUGAUUUGAGAGAGUUUUUAAAGAAACUUCAGAGCUCUCCUUUUAAGAAAAAAUUCUGAAGCAUUUAUUACCCUUAUGCUAAGUUUAUUAGUAUUCUUUUUAAUUCUUGUAAAAUGAUAUGUGCUUUUUAAUUGUAAGUGAAUUUUACUAUGAAUGUACUGAAUGAAUUUUUAAACCAAAAAGGUGCUGUAAGCAAUUGUAUAGGCUUUUGUAUUAAAUGCAGAAAAUGUAAAAAAUAUCUAUGUAAUAAUUGUCCUGAUGAACUCUGUGACAGCCUUUUUAAAAAAUAUAGAGGAAAAGUCAGACUUGCGGUCAGAUACUUGCUUCAGCCAAUCAGGGGGAUUUUGAGACGUUUUCUGCUUUUGGGUGUUCACAGCGCACAGUCCAUAUCUGGAAAGCCAGAAAGUGAGAGAGUGAAAAAUGUUUGGAGGGUGCAAAAAGCAGCAUAAGCUCCAGUACUGGUUAGUCUGGUUGGUCUCUUUGCUGGUUUUAGACUGUUUUAGGAGACCAGCUUAAAGGGGUCAUAUGAUAUUGCUAAAAAACUCAUUAUUUUCCACAUAUUGUACAUUAUUGUUUUUCCUCUAUGCCCCGCCUUCGGAAACGAACUGUGCUCUGAUUGGCCAGCUUACCAGUGCAUUGUGAUUGGCUGAAUACUUCAAGCGUGUGACGGAAAUGUUACGCCCCUUGACAUACUGUAACGAUGCAAUGUCCCAGCCGAAGCGACGAGACAAAAACAU
Molecule: messenger RNA, 2442 nt
Organism: Carassius gibelio (silver crucian carp)
Lineage: Eukaryota; Metazoa; Chordata; Actinopteri; Cypriniformes; Cyprinidae
Gene: cyp7a1
Product: cytochrome P450 7A1
Exons: 6
Coding region: 55-1593 (512 amino acids)
Biological process (GO): cholesterol homeostasis; bile acid biosynthetic process; cholesterol catabolic process
Molecular function (GO): heme binding; cholesterol 7-alpha-monooxygenase activity; iron ion binding
Source: RefSeq, a predicted model, not a curated record